Pelodiscus sinensis (Chinese soft-shelled turtle) is the source of this 5159-nucleotide messenger RNA. NCBI's taxonomy places the organism in Eukaryota, Metazoa, Chordata, Testudines, Trionychidae. The record is from RefSeq and is a predicted model, not a curated record.
GACUAAGGUAAGCUAAACAAGAUUACCUGUUAUAGCUAUCUGUGUUUCCAGAACACUCAGUCACAAUUCUAUUAUGUAGUAAAGUUACUGCCGUUGAUGAGAAAUAACUUUAUCCAGCUAAAACAGUUACCCAGUUAAUGAAUUAAAAACCUACAUUAAUGUUUUUGCAGCCUCACUAUUAAUGUUACCUAAGAAAUUCAUUUCUACAUUAUUGUUAAUCUGACUUCUUCAUUGGGAAUCAAUAUUGGUAUAUGUAUGUCCUGCAGAAGGGUCAAGGUGGACUAAUGCAGAGGCAAACACUGAGAAAAAGACCGAGGAAAAAUCUCAGCGAGAAGAGAGUGGUGGAACAGCUGCGGAAGAAUCUGAUAGUCAAGCAGGACCAGCCAGAUAACAAAUUUCAAAUACAGCCAUUGGUACAGUCAGAAAACAAACUACAAAAUCCACAACAGCAGCCACUACAACAGCUACAGCAGCACCACCAUCAGCAGCAGCAAUCUACUGCACCCUCUCCAAACCUGAUUGGAUCACAGAAGACUAUGACCACAGCUUCUAUGAUCACCACUAAGACACUACCUCUCGUCUUGAAAGCAGCAACUGCAACCAUGCCUGCCUCUGUUGUGGGUCAAAGACCUACCAUUGCCAUGGUUACUGCAAUCAACAGUCAGAAAGCGGUCCUCAGCACUGAUGCACAGAAUACACCAGUGAACCUCCAGACAACAAAUAAGGUUACUGGUGCAGGAGCAGAGGCAGUCCAAAUAGUGGCAAAAAACACAGUUACUUUGCAGGUUCAGGCUACACCUCAGCCCAUCAAAGUGCCGCAGUUCAUCCCUCCUCCCAGACUCACUCCUCGUCCAAAUUUUCUUCCACAGGUUCGACCCAAACCAGUUGCCCAGAAUAACAUUCCUAUUGCCCCAGCACCACCUCCGAUGCUUGCAGCUCCUCAACUUAUUCAAAGGCCUGUGAUGCUGACAACGAAGUUCACACCUGGUUCUUUGCCCACAUCACAGAACUCUAUACACCCAGUACGUGUUGUUAAUGGACAGACAGCAACCAUAGCCAAAACUUUCCCUAUGGCACAGCUCACCAGCAUUGUGAUAGCAGCCCCAGGUACCAGGCUCGCUGGACCUCAGACUCUACAGAUCAGCAAACCAAACCUUGAAAAACAGACUGUUAAACCCCACAUGGAAACGGAGGAGAAGCAAACAGAGAAUCGUACCAUUACUCCACCAGCUGCACCUAGGCCAAAACGAGAAGAAAAUCCACAGAAACUUGCUUUUAUGGUAUCUUUGGGACUGGUUACACAUGACCAUCUGGAAGAAAUCCAAAGUAAGAGACAAGAGAGGAAAAGAAGAACAACAGCAAAUCCAGUGUACAGUGGAGCCAUUUUUGAACCUGAGCGUAAGAAGAGUGCAGUCACAUACUUGAACAGCACAAUGCAUCCUGGGACACGUAAAAGAGGUCGUCCACCUAAAUACAACACGGUGCUGGGGUUUGGGGCUCUGACCCCCACAUCCCCUCUAUCCAGUCAUCCUGACUCCCCUGAAAAUGAAAAGACAGAGACCACAUUUACUUUCCCCGCAUCUGUUCAGCCUGUGUCCCUGCCUAGCCCCAGCUCCACAGACGGCGAUAUCCAUGAGGAUUUUUGCAGUGUUUGCAGGAAAAGCGGGCAGUUGCUGAUGUGUGACACAUGUUCACGUGUGUAUCACCUGGACUGUCUGGACCCACCUCUGAAAACCAUUCCCAAGGGCAUGUGGAUCUGUCCCAAAUGUCAAGACCAGAUGCUGAAGAAGGAAGAAGCAAUCCCAUGGCCAGGGACUUUAGCAAUUGUUCAUUCAUAUAUUGCAUACAAAGCAGCAAAAGAAGAGGAGAAGCAGAAACUACUUAAAUGGAGUUCAGAUUUAAAACAAGAAAGAGAACAGUUAGAACAGAAGGUCAAACAACUCAGCAAUUCCAUAACAAAAUGUAUGGAAAUGAAGAAUACGAUCCUGGCAAAACAGAAGGAGAUGCACAGCUCUUUAGAGAAGGUAAAACAGCUGAUCCGCCUCAUCCAAGGCAUUGACCUUUCAAAACCCAUAAACUCUGAGGUUAAUUCAGUAGCCAUCUCUAAUGGCGUGGACUCGACUAACAAUGCUAAUGCUGCCGCCUCUACCCCAGCCCCAUCCCCUUCCCAGAGCUGCAUGGUGAACUGUAACAAAAGUGAUGAGACUAAAUAACACAGUGGAGUAAGAAGGAGCCAGGAGAGGUGGCGGCAAGGAGGAGGAGCAAAAUAAUGAAACUCUAGAAAAGCAAAACCGGAUUUCUUCUGGAAAGUACAGAAUUAUUUAGUUCUUUGGUUCCAGAGAGAGCGUGAAGAUGCUUGUGCCAGGCGGCACCGGAGUUUGCCAAUUGAUCCUUCUUAUUCUGUGUGUACAUGCAAAGUUUGGAUCAUGUUACAUGAAUAGUGCCAGCUGGGGGUUCUUUGCCAGCACCAUGCCAAGUGAAAUAAUAUAUUUACUCUCUCUAUAUUUUACACCAGUGUGUGCCUGCAGCAGCCUCCACAGCCACUAUAGGUUUGUUUUAUUUUUGUUUGGGGUGAAGAGCAGGGAUGAGGCAGGAGAGCAGGUUUCAAAUCCUUAUUUGCAGAACAGUUUGUUUAGCUAGGGAAAAAAAUAAGUCCAAAGAGCCUGUGGGCUUUUCCUGUUUCUAAACUCUCCGUACUAUUAAACCAAAAACCAGAAAUAUAAAUUAACAAAUCCCAGUGCCCAGCGGGGACAAGUCUAUCAAACAAGCAGUAUUUACUGUUAUUUAGACAGGAGAUGUACAAAAUGAAAUGGAGAUGGAUUUUUCACUGAAUAAAGAGCACAUGUGCAGGUUGGGGAUUUUCUGUCCUGGCAACAUUUGGGUUAACCUUGUUUCUUCAUACUAGUCAAAUGAAAUGCAUUGGAGAAUUGUAUUUGUUUGGAUCUUUAAGUUGAUCCAGGAGGCCUUUGUUGGGAGUGGAAGAAGAGGGGACCAAAAUGGUUGAGUUGAAACAUUGAAGGGGGUAUCUCAAGGGAAAAUGUGCAUCAGUGAUUUUACUUGAAAACGAGGUUCCAUCCCUUUUCUAUAUUUAUAAAAUAAUAAAAAUAUCCUGAACAAAGCAGCACAUGACCCACAUGUGUGAACUGAACAGAGAAAUGUCCUUUUAUUUCAUUUCCUCUCUUUCUUUUGGUAGCAAAAAUAAAUAAGGAAUAGAAAAGCUGUUAUUCAGGCUGACAGUCUAAUUAAAGAGGUAGAUGGGACCUUGCAUGGUAUAGAUUAGAAGUAAUAGUGUCAGUGAGAUACAGUGAGUCUUUGUGAGUCCUUGUGUCAUCGUUUUGGGCACUGUUUUUUUAUGCAAGGGCAAAAUCUUUGUAUCUGGGGGAAAAACAACUUUUUUAAAAUUAAAAAGGAAAAUAAAAGAUAUUGAGGUCUUCCUAGUGUUACUUAAAAUAAGAUCAAGGUAAGAAACAUUGUAAAAAUUACAAAAGUGCUAUUUGUUUCCUAAACAAGUGAUUUCUAUUAAAAAGGUGUCAGAACUGGAGAAAAUGCUGUGUGCUUAGAAUUUUUUGACACAGACUUUGCCUAUUAUGAUGACAUUCUGCUGUGUUUGUAUUUUAAAAUACCAGGGAGAAGGUUUCCAUAGUUUAUAUCAUUUGUGUGUCUGGCCAAAUUCUACAUGCUGCAUCUCACUCUCCAUUGGGAGAAGCUUUCUCUCUUGUCUCUUCUGUUAUCACAUCUCCUCAUUCUUUUGUAUGUUAGUAGCCCAGAGUAGAACACUGGCCAUUUGAUUGUUAAAGCCUUUUUGCUUUUGUAAUAUUUAAAUAUGGACUGAUUAGAACAUGGAUGUAGAAUGGGGAUGAAAGAAAGUGAAUUUGUUACACCUGAAAUCUCCUUUUGUCAUAUCACCUUAUUUCAGAAUUCCAUCUCUUUCAAAUGAUAGUGUGACUGUGUAGCAGAGCAUGUCUUGUGAGUUCAGUUGUUAUAGGACUUGUGUCAGUUAAGAGUGCUGAUACUGGACAUGCAGUAGCUAUCCAGUUCUGCUAAUGCAUAUGAAUACAUUGGGCCAAACCCUACUUCUGUUGAAAUCAGUGGCCAAACUCCCACUGGAUUCAGUGGGAGCAAUGUUUGGCCACUAUGCAGAUGAGCUCCUGGCAUGGCGGUAAAUAGCGCGUGUGUUUUAGUAGCCAGACAGACCUGCACUGCUGAUGGCACUGGAACACUGAGAAGCUUUGCAUUGUACAUAUUAUGCUCUGGGCAAAGGAAAAGAAAAUACCCUGACCCUGGCAUGGCCUGAGAAUCUCACUGCAGCCACAGCUGCAUAUGCUGCUUUGAGAUUCUUGAAGCUGUUUCCUUCACUCUCCUUUAGUGUCUGUUUUCACUAACAUUUUGUUCCUCAAGGAUACUUCCCCUGAGCCCUGGAGUUGAUCCUCAGUUCUUACAUUUGUCAGUAGAUUUGGAGGAGAAUUCUUGUGUACUCUUCUCAGCAGGCCCUAUGAUAAAAUAGACUUUAUCUUCAAAUGUCUGUGUUGGGUUCUGAAGCCAGUUAAGCAGCAAGGAUCAGUUAGCAGGUGUGGCAAAGCAGAAACACAGCCCAUGAAACAAAUGUAAAGCUGAUCAAAGGAAAUAAUUUUUUGUAACAACCCACAAUCUGUGUAACUCUUUGCCACAAGGUAUCAUUGGAUCAUUUGUUUAAUAGGGUUUUUAAAAGAUCAAAUACUUAUAGAAAUAAUGAGAGAAAAUGAACUAGUAAUAUAAACCUUCUUGCUUUAAGGCAUAAGCCAGUCACUACAGAGGGGUUUCUUGCGCCUCUCUCUGCAGGUACAGUGACAGAGACAGACUACUGGUCCUAUCUGACAUAGCAAUUCCUAUGUCCCUAUGAUUCUUCCAGUGUUAUCUUCAAAGUGCUGUUUGGAGAACUGUGCCAAUGGGGGUUGCAGAAUGUUCAAAGGCUGAGAGCUGACUUGAUCUCUCCUCUGCCUGUUACUGGCAGGGCCUGAGGUUGGAAUUCAGUUGUGUUCUUGUUUUGAAAAACACUGCAGCACCCAGGAGUUAAGACCUUGCUGUAUUUGUGCCACCCUGUGAACUUGCCACUGUCCCUUUCUAUUGGGGUGUGUUUAAACUACACCCCUCUGCAGACAGAGUGAUGUAGAUUAGGCACA